Molecule: messenger RNA, 1932 nt
Organism: Symbiodinium natans
Lineage: Eukaryota; Dinophyceae; Suessiales; Symbiodiniaceae
Source: the annotation of a GenBank genome assembly
AUGCCGGACAUGCUUGACCUCAAGGUUAUGAACGAGCACGGCGAGGUGCGCUUCGCUGCUGUCGAAUGUGAGGGCGAGGGGGCGAAGGGGCGAAGGGGUGCACAGCAAAGUCUUCGGAAGUGCUGUGGAGCUGAGAUGUCCAGGCCUAGAAUUCCGAAGUAUCAGGGCAGCAGUUUCUGCACGGUCAUUUCCAGGUUUGUCCGAAGUAAAUCCCGGCGUGUUGGAGGGGUCGAGGAGUCGAGGAGUGGAGGAGUCCAGUACUGGACCAGCUGCGACAACAGGGAUGGGCACGUGCGGCCUUCGAAGAAUCUGAGAUGGUGGCUCGAGUUUCCUGGCCGAACUCGGAUCCCAGCACACUCAUCACAACAUGUCACAACAGAUGUCCGCGUCCCUUUUCAUUUUCCAUCGUCACAGCCGAAGCACUGUGCCGUUUUUGCAUGUUUCUGCCAGUCGCGCCAGGAGCGGAUGGUCACCGUUCACGUGCAGAGGCCCGUCAUGGAAAAGCCAGAGGCCAAGGAGCUGAAGCCCCGAGACUGUCCUUGUUUCCUGGACUGCCCCCAAGUCGUGCUCAAAGUUGGGUUGACCUCGGGCAUCUCCUUCUGUUGGUGCCACAAGAGCUGCGGACGAUCGAGGCCAUACUUGGGUGGUUUCCGGAACAAAGUGACGGACUCCAUGUCUGAAGCCAAGAUGGGCGUUACGGGGAUGCUUCACGGACUGGAUUUCUCGGGGGAAGUUUCACAGUACCAUCACGCAGUGACUCAGACAGCCCCUGUACAGAAGAAGGACGUUCACACGCUUCGCUUUCAUCGCGAGGCGCAGACCUACGAAUACCGGACUCGAUCAACGCAGUGCAAGCGUGACAAUGGCACUCAGAUGGACAAGGUGGGCCUUUAUAUCGACAGCCGCACUGACAAGAUGAUGGAGCCUCGAAGGCCCUACUUCAGCAGUGCGGACAAGGCAGCGCUCUUGCUCGAGAAGUGCGUCAUGAUCCAGUGUCAUGCCAGAGGCAUGCUGGCUAGAAGGCGCACCCGGCAGCUCCGGCAGAUGCGCCAGGAGCGUCAGGAGCUGGCGCGGAAGGAGGCAGAGAGGCGGCAGCUAGAGGCCGACCUCCGACACAAAAGGGAGGUCGAGCGCCGAAUGCACCCGCGGACCUUCGAGGACUUUAGCGUGCUGUACAAGGAGCUGGAGGCGUGGCGAGUGAAUGAAGCAGCGCGAAUCCAGAACUCGGGGUUCGACGAGGCGACUCGUCGAGCUGCACAGCACGAGCUCCUCCGCAAGGAGACGAAGCUCCUGCAAACAAUUGACAAGCUGAAGAUCCAGGCGCACACCUCAAACCGCGAUGCCAAGAUCAAGAGCAAGCUCGAGUCGAUGUCACAGCCGAAGGUUUGGGCGCAGGGGGAUGGUGAGACCACCACCGUCCACACGCCUUUCACCACCAGAGCCAAGGAGCUCAUGGACCUGUACAGCGGCCUGCGGCUCCCUUUGCUGACGGUCGAUGAGCGCCUGGACGUGCUGUUGCACGUCAAGUGGACGGUCAAGGAGUUUGACUGCAACUUGACGCGUGAGAUGGUUGACCUAAUCGACCGAGAAGCUUGGCUGCACGGGAACAUCUCUCAUAGCCAUGCAGUGGAGGGGGUGGCAAACGCUCGGACAGGAACCUACCAUAAGAUUCAUACCCCCUGCCUGGUCGGUCGUGGUCGUGGACAGGUGUGUUGGUUCGCCGCGUCUUGGGUGUUGACUGUGGUUCCUGGGACCGUUGAUGAUAUGCUUCUGCUUUUGGAAGUGGUAGCAGGGGGUCUACGGCACAGGUUCAUCGAGACGCCGGAGUUUAACCCGGAAGCAAUGAAGUUCCAGAAGGUUUCCCGGGAGUUCUAUGACCAGACUGGGACCCAUCCGCUGAGCACGGUGCCAAUUAAGGCCUUGGGCAGCUGA